AUGAGGAACACGAAGAAACACAGCCACCUCCCGAGCGCCAACACCUUCGUUGCCUCCAGAAGUGACUCUACUCGUAUCCCAAAAAAAGAUGACUUUGACAUUCGGCGCGGCGUCGUGUCCUGGUUCAGCGAACAGAUCAAGCGCACACAGCCGUGGAAGCAUUUCGCGGACACCGCGAAAUUUUCGAUUCCAAAGUCGGCCCAAGAGGUCGCCAACCGGAUCCUAUCGAACGUGGAUGGUUUUCGCAGCAACUACGGCGUUACCUUCGUCGCCAUCCUGGCGAGCUACGUCAUGUCCAACGUGGUAAGCGUCACAGUGGUGGCUGCAGUGUGCGCCGCGCUCAAGCUGCAUCAGGACGUCGAGUCUGGGGCCGUGUGGGGGACGAAGCUGGUGCUCAGCAAGAACCACAGGCUGAUCGCGGCCACACUGGUGGUGGUGCCUCUUCUAUACGUUGCAGAGAUCUGGUCCGCCGUCCUGUGGUCGAUCGGUUCCUCUUUGGCGAUCGUCACUGUCCGUGCCACUCUGUACACUGGGCAUGGCUCCACAAACAAGUUUGCCAGGAAGCUACCCGAUACUUCCGAAGAAGGUGAUAUCGUGGGCCACCUUUGA
Messenger RNA from Dermacentor albipictus, 609 nucleotides. Its product is annotated as prenylated Rab acceptor protein 1-like. The record is from RefSeq and is a predicted model, not a curated record. NCBI's taxonomy places the organism in Eukaryota, Metazoa, Arthropoda, Arachnida, Ixodida, Ixodidae. Gene Ontology annotation, cellular component: Golgi apparatus.